UAUGCCCGUACAAUCCAGCAUCUCCACCUUCACUACCCCAGCGACGUGUUGGUGGCUGAAACCUCUCACAGUGCUGGCUAUGGCAAUGUCUACGCCAAGGCCGAAUCGUCCAGUAAACUUGUUGAUGCGAUCCAGAAGGAGAUCGGCAUCAAGUGCAGCUAUCUUCAGCGCAGCGUGUGGAAUGCCGAGAUGGAAGGUUACGAGGCGGUCAAGCGCUACUGCGUCGAGGAUCCGUACAAAACACCUUUCAUGAUGGUUCUCUCUGACCGCUACUAUGCGCAGUGCGCCGCGGCUGCUCUGCUCCACUGGCUGGCUACCAGCCAUUCCAUGUCCUUCAACUGUGCUUCUCUGAAGAUCGAGUACGAGACGGUUCGCGGUCAAAUGUUCAUCGACGCAGAGAGUGUUCGCAACCUCGAGAUCGUACAGAACAACCUCAGCAAGAAGACGCCCAAUACUCUGUUCUCCAUCCUCAAUUCUUGCUCCACACCCAUGGGAUCGCGCACUCUGCGAGCCUCGCUGCUUCAGCCGUCCAAUGGCGAGAGCGUGAUCAACAACCGACUUGACGCGGUGGAAGAACUAAUCGAUAACCCAACCAAACUUCGUCUCGUCCGCAAAUCGCUCAGUUCCAUUAGCAAGGUAAACAAUCUCAUGAUGGUCUUGUUUCUUUUUCGCCUCGGCAACCUGCUCAGUCUGCGCAAGGUUGUCAAGGAGAUGGCUGAACUCUCCGCUGUGCUUCAAGGCUCAUCGGCCCAUCUGCUUGAGCUGAGCUCCAAGGUGCUUUCCGACAGGGUGCUCGUGGUGAUCGCAGACAUCCUCGACGAACGCCUUUCUUCAGACGUGACGACCAAUAUCAAGGCGUCAAAGCGGCAGCUGCAGAAACACGCGAGGCUGUAUGCUGUCAAGAAUGGUAUCGACUCUCUUCUUGACGUCGCACGGUCCACACUGGCGGAAAAUGAGGCAGACAUCCACGCCCUUAAAGCUCAAAUUGAGGAAGAGUACGACUUUGAGCCCAUGCUGGAGUGGAGCGAGGCUGGGUACCGCUUCAGCGUACCAACAGAACUCGUGGACCGACGUAAUCUCCCGCGCGGCAUGCUCAACGUCGAGCGCAGCAAGAAGUACAUCAAGUUUACGACACAUGAGCUUCUUAAGCGCAAUGCCCGCAUGAAGCAGUCACAGCAGGAAGUCUUCGUGAUGAGCGACAAGUUUGUCUCGUCUAUGGUCCGCGAGCUCGUGGCCUACCUGCCGAGUCUGUUCUCGGGAUCGGAUGCUAUCGCGCUUGUGGAUGUGAUCACCAGUUUCGCAGGGAUUUCCUCUAUAGGUGUGCUGGGCCAAAACUCAUUCACCCAGAUCAAGAACGGCCGCCACGCCAUCCUCGAGGCGACGCUCCCGGCCGGGGAUAUCGUUCCCAACGAUGUCUUCGCUACGCACGGAAGCAGCCACUUUCAGAUUAUCCAAGGGCCCAACAUGUCGGGCAAGAGCACGUACCUGCGCCAGAUUGCCUUACUGACUAUCAUGGCGAUGGUUGGGUGCUUCCUACCUGCCGAGUCAGCCAUCAUUUGGCUCCCGGAUUGCCUGCUCUCCCGCCUCUCCAACGACGACAACAUGCAGAAGUCCCUGUCAACUUUCGCAGCCGAGAUGGCGACGUCCGCCAUGAUUUUGCGCAUGGCAACGAGCCGCUCACUCGUGCUCAUCGACGAGCUUGGCCGCGGGACGUCACCCAUCGAAGGUGUUGGCCUGUCGCAAGCUAUUGCCGAGAAGCUCAUUAAAACUCAAUGCUUUACAUUCUUCGCGACGCAUUUCCGCGAACUUGCACUGACGCUUUGCACGACCGCCGGCGUCCAAAACCUUCACCUCCAGGUCCAACGCAACAGCCACAUGGCUGAGUCGAGCGAGUUCGCCACCACGUUCCACUACAAGAUUCAGGGCGGCAAGUGCAAGGAUGAGCAUUAUGGCAAGCUGACGCCAGGGCUCGAGCUCGCCAAGCUCGCGGCGCUUCCGCCCGACGUGCUCGCGACGGCGUGGGAGGUGUCGACCAAGAUCAUUGACUUUGACGACAGCAGUAGGACCAACUUUCCAUAG
Cutaneotrichosporon oleaginosum is the source of this 2079-nucleotide messenger RNA. The record is from RefSeq and is a predicted model, not a curated record. Lineage: Eukaryota; Fungi; Basidiomycota; Tremellomycetes; Trichosporonales; Trichosporonaceae.